AUGGAGGGCUCCAAAGUGAAACAGGAGACUGCGAGGACGGUCAGGUUCAGAGUGGCGUCUGCCAAUAGCGGACGUGUGUUGGCUGAGGUGUUCAAGGAUGAGACCCCAUGGUGCGGCUCAGUGUCCGAGCCAGUGGACUCGGACAGCAGCGGCGGUCCAGGGGCGCAGCAGAGGGUCUCAUCUGCCCCCAGCGAGGCCAACAGCCACCUUAAAGGCCUGCUGGGUGACUCCUCGAUAGAAGAGAACGAUGGCGAAACUGAUGACCUGCUUUUGUACGCCAGUGCCAAGAGAGAGACGCUCUUCAGCAACACGCGACUCAAUAUCUGCAGCAAAAAUGGAACCAUAAGAGGCGUGAGGAACAAAGUGAGCGCGGGACAAGUGCUUUUCAACAAUCUCUCCAAAAUGUAUUCUGAUUUUCAGAUGUAG
This is a messenger RNA of Syngnathus typhle (broad-nosed pipefish), 426 nucleotides long. RefSeq names its product glutaredoxin and cysteine rich domain containing 1 b (gene grxcr1b). NCBI's taxonomy places the organism in Eukaryota, Metazoa, Chordata, Actinopteri, Syngnathiformes, Syngnathidae. The transcript is spliced from 2 exons. The record is from RefSeq and is a predicted model, not a curated record. Bases 1 to 426 code for a protein of 141 amino acids. Gene Ontology annotation, biological process: sensory perception of sound.